GUCGCUUUGAUAUACCAAGACUCCUGGAACUGCCACUAUGCGGCGCAAGACAUGCGAUAUACCUAUUGUUGGCAGUUCAGUUGACAGAUAGAAUGUUUCGGGGAUGGCCACGGUUCCCGAGUAUAAUUCUCAGAAUCCUGAGUCUCACUUGCUAUCUACUUAUUUACCCAGUUUUUGCUCGCCGCUUCUACUCGCUACCCACGCUCAGUCUAUUAUCUGAUUUUGCCAUACUGACAUCGUUAAUUUGCGAUCCUACUUUAUGAAAAUGCUGGAGUUUAGGAAUGCAGAACCGGUGACUCCACCUCCCUGGGGCGCACUGCCAGUAGAGCAGUAUUUGAUUGCAUGUGGCACAGCGACAACCGUCGUGACCCUAGAUUCCGAUACCUGACACAACCCCAGCGUAAUUGGAACCCGGCCUCCGCGGCGACCACCAGCGAGCAGCGCCGCGCUCUGGUCCACGGUUUCCUGAACCUCGAGAUCAUGCCAGCCGAAUGGUUCACACCGCAGGAUGGCACACCGACCGACCCGCCCACCUCAGACCAAGUUCGCCAUGUUUUGCAGCCCUGGCGACCGCAGAAGCUGCGAAAGAUCGCUCAACACCUGCUGCACUACCGAUCAAACGACCUCGUCAUCUUGCGCACGCAUUACGACGAUGAUGGUACCGAAAACGAAUGGCUGAGCGAAUGGCUCGAGCGCGACAAGGAGCAGGACAUGCUUUACGGCUUCGGCGAAGAGUGGUGGCGUAUUCUCAGCGACCGGGCGUUGUUCAAUUUCGGGGACGAAUGGCGAGAUAUUUUUCUUACACUGCCAGAGCUGGUGGGCCGAUAUAGCAGUCACAGUCAGGGUCUCCAGAAAAGCAUCGGCCCCGCUUGGAUUGCUGAGGCUCGCAAUGCGGAGGACUGUGUGGACGAGGUGCAGUUUUUGUCAUACGUAGGGCAAUCGCCUCUGCUCGUUGCCGACCGCGACCCGUUUGAGGAGGAGGUAUUGCGUGCGAUAUUUUUGGAUUUACAUUCCAUCAAAUUCGUCAGAUUACUGUGCUAUGGUCAUAGCUGUAGCUGUAGCUUUAGAUAUCACAAGGAGCUGCGCAUUGUAUCCUAUACAUAGAUAGGUCGUACGCAAUGGUCUCGGCAGGUGGUGUGAAAGAUGAAACCCGGUCACUGGUAAUAAUCAUCGUUUCUGUGUGGGUGGGUGGGUUUCUAUGACGCCGGUUCCCAGCCGCCGGUGAACAUGGAUGAAGUUAGAGGUACGGUUUUUCGGGUUACACAUUCAGUUGCUGUUCUGUCACAUUUACUCCAGAAUUUUUCAAACUCGCGGCCUUGAAAGAAAAAGAUUGGGAUUGGUAUCGGCAGCGAAAUUUGGGCUUUCUUGUUGUGUGCCUUAGUAAGCAUGUUGCUUGUAAUCACGUUCCUAGGACCGUCUUUACUAUGUGUGACAAAGAGGGGUUACACUUGUGUGGUAUAACAA
Truncatella angustata is the source of this 1464-nucleotide messenger RNA. RefSeq lists its product as uncharacterized. Lineage: Eukaryota; Fungi; Ascomycota; Sordariomycetes; Amphisphaeriales; Sporocadaceae. The transcript has 2 exons. The record is from RefSeq and is a predicted model, not a curated record. Bases 343 to 1104 code for a protein of 253 amino acids.